AUGCACGCCCCCCAGCUGCCCGUGUUCCUCCUGCAUGUCUGGUGGGUCCUGCGCCAGGCGGGCGCCGCCACGGUGGCCCCGGUGCCGCUCCGAACGCGGGUGCAGCCCUCGUCGCCGUCCCCUCUCGCGUACAUGCUGAGCCUCUACCGGGACCCGCUGCCCGGGGCGGACAUCAUCCGCAGCCUGCAGGCUCAAGAUGUGGAAGUGGAUGGGCAGAACUGGACCUUUGCUUUUGACUUCUCCUUCCUGAGCCAAGUGGAGGAUCUUGUGUGGGCCGAGCUCCGGCUGCAGCUGUCCCGCCCUGUGGAGCUGCCCCCCGGCGUCCCACUCUCCAUCGAGAUUCUCCACCAGCUAAAGCCCGAUGCGGAGCAGGACCCGGCUGACUGCCACGAGCGUCUUCGGAUGGACCUGUUCACCGUCCCUCUGUCCCAGGUUACCUUUUCCUCAGGCAGCAUGGUCCUGGAGGUGACCAGGCCACUCUCCAAGUGGCUGAAGCACCCCGGGGAGCUGGAAGAGCAGAUGUCCGGUUUGGUCGGAGAGUGUCAGCGGCGGGCUCCCACCCCGCCUGUCACCAGCGUGCUCCUGCUACUCUACUCCAACCUCUCCCCAGAGCAGAGGCGGCUGGGGGGCUCCACCUUGCUGUGGGAGGCUGAGAACUCCUGGCGCGCCCGGGAGGGACAGCUGUCCCAGGAGAGGGGCCGGCGGCACCGUCGACAUCACUUGCCCGACAGAAGCCAGCUGUGUCGGAAGGUCAAGUUCCAGGUGGAUUUCAACCUCAUUGGGUGGGGCUCCUGGAUCAUCUACCCAAAGCAAUACAAUGCCUAUCGCUGCGAGGGCGAGUGUCCUAACCCUGUGGGGGAGGAGUUCCAUCCCACCAACCAUGCGUACAUCCAGAGUCUACUGAAACGAUACCAGCCCCACCGAGUCCCUUCCACCUGCUGUGCCCCUGUGAAGACCAAGCCACUGAGCAUGCUUUAUGUGGACAACGGCAGAGUCCUCCUGGACCAUCACAGAGACAUGAUUGUGGAAGAAUGCGGGUGCCUUUGACGAGAUCCUGGUGGGGCCGGAUUUGCCUGUACCCUGGGACGUUGGGAAGGUCCUAGAAGACACGAGAACCAUCUAAUGCAAUGAGGAGACACAGAGGGGGAAAGGUUGUUCUGUGUGCUAGACCGAGGAGGAAGGGCUGCCCCCUCGGUAAAGGAAGGCUCUGGGAAAUCUGCCUCAUACGGAGGCUGCUGUCAGGAGAUGGCAGGCUGGUUGGCUGUUCUUCCUGAAGAGAC
Lutra lutra (Eurasian river otter) is the source of this 1280-nucleotide messenger RNA. RefSeq names its product nodal growth differentiation factor (gene NODAL). NCBI's taxonomy places the organism in Eukaryota, Metazoa, Chordata, Mammalia, Carnivora, Mustelidae. The record is from RefSeq and is a predicted model, not a curated record. Bases 1 to 1047 code for a protein of 348 amino acids. Gene Ontology annotation, molecular function: type I activin receptor binding; growth factor activity; cytokine activity. Gene Ontology annotation, cellular component: extracellular region. The transcript has 3 exons. Gene Ontology annotation, biological process: BMP signaling pathway; SMAD protein signal transduction.